GAAUCUGUCACACAACAUGAGACUUAAAGUAACCUCAGGGGAACAGCAUUCCUUCUUUCAAGUAUCCCAUUAAAUCGAUAAGAAACUGGCAGGGAGAGUAAAAUGAACACCCCUGAGUUUGAUUACUUUCGGUCUGAUAGUGAGUAACAAAUAAUUACAGCGAAAAUAGAAGCUUGGGUGUUCAACAAGCCUGAACAGGCCGAACUGGGGACAAGUAAAUCAUUCAGAGUGCCAGACACAUGCACGUAUUCAGGCUGUGGCUCGUGUGACGUUAUUUAUCUGUCAAUAAUUCAUCUAUUUACACUUGAGAGGAACAUUCACUCUGUUCUGAACAGCCCCCCUGGACACACACACACUGUGCUGUCCUGUUCUGUCCCCGCAGCUUACUUACCUUUACCAGUUUUUCCGGACAUGCCCUAGAAUUUAAAAAAUGUGACCACUUUAGUUUGUUAAAUUACCAUUUUCCACAUCAUUAACUUGACUUGAAACAUAGAAAAAUAUUAAUAAUUGCACCCUAAUCCAGGUUUUGCUAUUUCAAAGACCCAACAUGCUGACAGCGAGGAAGCAUAAUAACGUAUGGCGCACGUAGAGUAAGAUUUGCCAGAGCCUGUCAUUUUCUGUCUUGUGUGUCCUGGUUACGCUCAGAUCACCAAGGGUUUAAUUAUCGCUCAGCAAACCGCAGAGAGAGGCCUCAUGGGAGGCCAGACGGGGAUGAGUAAAAUCAGGUGAGACGGAGUGAAAACAGGAGGAUACAAGCGAGCCAGGUUUAGGCACGUAGCUGCGGAGUAUUAAGGCAGAAAUUUGAGCGGCUAAUUUGCUCACAAAGACGGAGAGGGAGGACGACUCCCUGCCAGGAAGAGAUCUGCACCAACAUGUGAAGAAGAAGUGUGAGAGGAAGUGGGCAUCAAAGUGCUCUGAUCAAAGGAGUGUGUGAGUGGAGGAUUUUUCCCUCAUCCAUUAAAUAUUCAUCUACAACUUUCAUCUUGCCAUCACUGAGCUCCCCCGAAGCUGACUCCGCUCACCCUCGCUCCCACCAUGACAGGGGAUGUUGUCCCAGUAUCCCAGCAGGCCGGCCCAGCUGCUGCAUCUGCACCCACCCCUGGGGAGCCCAUGGAUGUGGAGUGUCCCAUCUGCUACCAGGAGUACAACCAGUACAACAAAUGUCCCCGCAUGCUGGAGUGCCACCACGUAUUUUGCACCGAGUGCCUCCAGAGGAUCCAGCUCAGCCGUUUCGAGCCACCGGACCCCCGCAUCCCACCAGCCGUCCCCUGCCCCUUGUGCCGCCACCUCACCCCUCUAGAAUCCGGGGAUCCCCUCUCCUUACCCUCCAACUCUCGCAUCCUGGCCAGGCUGCCCCCCUUGGCCUUCCGCAUGCCUGUGACCAUGGCGACCCGCCUGGCCACGGUCACCCAGAGAGUGGUGGUCUCCCUGGAGGGCGAGAACAGGGACACCCGCUUCAUCAUCCUACCCACUGUGAGCCUGCGGGUGCAGCAGAUGCACCCGGACAGGCCGUACGGCAUGGCACCAGGCCUGGUGGGCGAGGACGAGGUCAUAGAGCAGAGCAAGAAGACCCUGUUCUGUGUGCAGCUGCUGGCUGUCAUCUUCUGGGUGCUGUUUGUCUUCACCUGCGUGGUCGGGGUGGUGUUUGGGCCCCAUUUCUUAAACAAGAAACUUUAAUAUAGGAAAUACAAGUUAUCUCCUUUUUGUAGCAGACGGACUUCUUGAUAUAAAGUUGUGAUUAACUCUACUGGAAGACACUGUGAAAAACACAUGUUCAAGUUUGAAAUGGGAAAUUAUUGAGCUCAUAAAAGAAAAUUAGCUUUUCAGUUAUAUUUUUACGAAUAUAUUUUUCACCUCCGUCUUUGCUGUUCACUCUUUAUGAGGCCAAAUCACCAUUUUUACUCGUCCCUAAUCACUGCUCUUUGGUGAAAAUUAGACUGAUGAAGAGUGUCCUCUAGUGGUUUAUAUGGAAAUAGAUAAACUAA
Hippoglossus stenolepis (Pacific halibut) is the source of this 1985-nucleotide messenger RNA. Its product is annotated as RING finger domain-containing protein. The record is from RefSeq and is a predicted model, not a curated record. Bases 1036 to 1677 code for a protein of 213 amino acids. Lineage: Eukaryota; Metazoa; Chordata; Actinopteri; Pleuronectiformes; Pleuronectidae. Gene Ontology annotation, molecular function: ubiquitin protein ligase activity. Gene Ontology annotation, biological process: protein ubiquitination. The transcript has 2 exons.